AUGUCCGCCUCAAUUCCAGAAACCAUGAAAGCCGUUGUCAUCGAAAAUGGCAAAGCUGUAGUCAAACAGGACAUCCCCAUUCCUGAAUUAGAAGAAGGUUUCGUUCUGAUCAAGACCGUCGCCGUUGCCGGUAAUCCUACAGAUUGGAAACAUAUUGAUUAUAAGAUUGGUCCUCAAGGUGCUCUCUUGGGUUGUGAUGCUGCAGGUCAAAUCGUAAAGUUGGGUCCAAAUGUUGACGCUGCACGCUUUGCUAUUGGUGAUUACAUUUUUGGGGUUAUUCACGGUGCCUCAGUGAGGUUCCCCUCAAACGGUGCCUUUGCCGAAUAUUCUGCCAUCUCAUCCGAGACUGCCUAUAAGCCAGCCAGAGAAUUUAGAUUGUGUGGUAAAGACAGACUGCCAGAAGGUCCUGUCAAGUCUUUGGAAGGUGCCGUCACCCUCCCAGUCUCACUGACCACGGCCGGUAUGAUCCUCACACAUAGUUUCGGUUUGGACAUGAAGUGGGAGCCCUCCAAAGCACAAAAAGAUCAGCCUAUCUUAUUUUGGGGUGGUGCCACUGCUGUUGGCCAGAUGCUGAUUCAAUUGGCCAAAAAAUUAAAUGGUUUCAAGAAGAUCAUCGUUGUCGCUUCUCGUAAGCAUGAGAAGCUAUUAAAAGAGUACGGUGCCGAUGAACUUUUUGACUAUCAUGAUGCGGAUGUUAUUGAACAGAUCAAGAAGAAGUACAACAACAUUCCUUACUUGGUGGACUGUGUCUCUAAUACAGAAACUAUUCAACAGGUGUACAAAUGUGCGGCUGAUGAUUUGGACGCUACAGUAGUUCAAUUGACAGUUUUAACAGAGAAAGACAUCAAGGAGGAAGAUAGAAGGCAAAAUGUUACCAUUGAAGGGACCUUGUUAUAUUUGAUAGGAGGUAACGACGUCCCAUUUGGCACCUUUACUCUGCCAGCUGACCCCGAAUACAAGGAAGCCGCCAUCAAAUUCAUUAAAUUCAUCAAUCCAAAAAUCAACGACGGUGGAAUCCACCACAUCCCAGUGAAAGUUUACAAGAACGGGCUUGAUGAUAUCCCACAAUUGCUUGAUGAUAUCAAGCACGGGAGGAACUCUGGUGAAAAAUUGGUUGCGGUCUUAAAAUAG
Molecule: messenger RNA, 1131 nt
Organism: Saccharomyces paradoxus
Lineage: Eukaryota; Fungi; Ascomycota; Saccharomycetes; Saccharomycetales; Saccharomycetaceae
Exons: 1
Coding region: 1-1131 (376 amino acids)
Molecular function (GO): oxidoreductase activity, acting on NAD(P)H
Source: RefSeq, a predicted model, not a curated record